Messenger RNA from Entrophospora candida, 513 nucleotides. The record is from the annotation of a GenBank genome assembly. Lineage: Eukaryota; Fungi; Glomeromycota; Glomeromycetes; Entrophosporales; Entrophosporaceae.
AUUCAAAAAUUAUUAUGAAAAUGCCCAUGACUAUUUAAAUAUAAUUACUGGAGAAGAUUUAAUUGAUAUCAAAUUUCCAUCAAUUACAAAAACACAAAUAUUUCCUAAAAUUGUUGAUCAAUUUAUGUUUGUAAUAAAUGAAAAUGAAUUGCAAAUUAAAGAAAUUAUUAAACUGGAUUUCUGUCUCCCUCCUCCUCAAUAUAUAAAUUAUUCAAUAAAAGAAUUUAAAAAAAUACCAGGUUUUAGAAAAGAUGCCAAUAUUCCUCAUCAAAACGCAACUUUAGAUUGUGGAAUAAUUGUCUUAAAUUAUAUUGAACAAGAAAUUGGGAUAAGCAAUCAAUCAUGGAGUAUGAAACAAUCUGAUUAUUUUAGAAUUAGAUAUUUAUGCCUAACUCUAAAUUGCAACCCAGAAGAAUUUGGUUUUCCACAAGACUACAUUAGUUAUAAUGAUGGUGGCAAAACCUCUAAUAAUCUUUGCUAUGAUGAUUAUGAUAAUUCAAUGGAUUCUGAUCA